Molecule: messenger RNA, 719 nt
Organism: Rhododendron vialii
Lineage: Eukaryota; Viridiplantae; Streptophyta; Magnoliopsida; Ericales; Ericaceae
Product: G-type lectin S-receptor-like serine/threonine-protein kinase RKS1
Exons: 1
Coding region: 108-719 (203 amino acids)
Source: RefSeq, a predicted model, not a curated record
ACCAGCAAAAUUCGACUCUCGCCUUCUGCUAUACAAGUACUAGCUAUCGCAUUUUUCUGUUCAGUAGUCUACCUCAAUUCAGACUAGCUAAAUCACAAACCAAAACGAUGAAUACCGAAAAAUGGGUCUUCAAUUUACUGCUUCCAUUUCUUUUCUUCAGAAUUUGCACUUCCAUUGACACCUUAACUCCAAACAAAUCCAUCAAAGACGGCAAAGUUUUGGUAUCCAGUGAUGAAACCUUCGCACUUGGGUUUUUCAGUCUAGGAAAUUCUAGUCGCAGGUAUGUUGGGAUAUGGUAUAACAACAUUCCAGAACAUACUGUUGUUUGGGUAGCCAAUAGGGAAAGCCCAAUCAACGGUACCUCCGGGGUUCUAUCCCUCAACCGGGAAGGAAACUUUGUCAUCUACGAUAGUACCCGAAAUCAUACCGUUUGGCAGACAAAUGUAUCAGCAGUUUCUUAUUCAGCUCGACUCCUAGAUUCCGGGAAUUUGGUGUUGUUCCAAGGAGAUAGUGGGAGUGGUGGCAGUGUUUGGCAAAGUUUUGAUCAUCCUACGAAUACCCUGUUGCCAAACAUGAAGCUUGGGUUGGAUCGGAGGACCGGUCUUGAGCGGUUUCUCACAUCGUGGAAGUCGCAAGACGACCCCAGUACAGGAGAAUACUCCUUUCAGCUUGAACUGAAAGAGUUUCCCCAGUUUAUACUAUUCAAGGGCUCAAGCUGA